GCCACGUCCUCGGGGCUCCGCGGGGUUCCCCGUCCCUUCCUCGUUCUUGCCCCCGACUAGAGGAAGGGGGCGCGCCUCUCGCGAGAGCUGCGCCAGUUCCGCAUUUCGGAGCAGGGGGCUCAGGCGCGGGUGGGCGGCUCCGGGAUCCAUCCGUGCAUCCGUGUGUCGGUCCGUGAGGUCCGGGGCCCCUCCGCCCCCUCCUCCCCGGGGCCCAGUCUCCUGCCGUUUGCCCGCUCUGCGUCCCCCGCCCCACCCCACAGACGAGAUGAGCUUCCUCUUCAGCAGCCGGUCCUCCAAGACCUUCAAGCCCAAGAAGAACAUCCCGGAAGGCUCCCAUCAGUACGAGCUCCUGAAGCAUGCCGAGGCCACGCUGGGCAGUGGGAACCUGCGGCAGGCCGUCAUGCUGCCCGAAGGCGAGGACCUCAACGAGUGGAUCGCCGUCAACACUGUGGAUUUUUUUAACCAGAUCAACAUGCUCUAUGGGACGAUCACUGAAUUUUGCACAGAAGCGAGCUGCCCUGUGAUGUCUGCAGGCCCCAGAUACGAGUACCACUGGGCCGACGGCACCAACAUCAAGAAGCCGGUCAAGUGCUCCGCUCCCAAGUACAUCGACUACCUGAUGACGUGGGUCCAGGACCAGCUGGACGACGAGACCCUUUUCCCCUCCAAGAUUGGGGUCCCGUUCCCCAAGAACUUCAUGUCGGUGGCCAAGACCAUCCUGAAGCGCCUGUUCCGGGUCUACGCGCACAUCUAUUACCAGCACUUUGAUGCCGUGAUGCAGCUCCAGGAGGAGGCGCACCUCAACACCUCCUUCAAGCACUUCAUCUUUUUCGUGCAGGAGUUCAAUCUGAUUGACCGCCGGGAGCUGGCCCCCCUGCAGGAGCUGAUCGAGAAGCUCGGCUCCAAGGACAGAUAGACGCCCCCGCCGCCGCCGGCCAGCCUGAACCGCCCGGUCUCAGCCCUGAUCGAGGGCAGCUUCCUCUGCUCCUGCCAUGCCUUCCUCUCCUUCAGUCAGGGUGCCUCGCUGGGCCCGGAUCCCCCUAGCCUCGCCGGGAGCCAGACUGGCCAGAGCCUUCGCACCCCUCGCCUCGGGCCCCGGCCCUCCCGCUCCUGCACCCGGGGCCCUUCCUCGCAGCCCCGGGGACGGUACUUGUGCCCCUCCUCGCGCCCUUCAUUGGCUUUUACUUCUGAGCAGAGCUCGGGGCCCGCCAGCCCCCCGCCGCCUGCUGCUCAUUACAGUAUUUGAAGUGCUGGCUGGGGGGGGGCUGGGCAUGGGUUGAGGGGAGACUCCGUCUGGGAGAAAGUCUAGAAAGGCCCCCCAGCAGCUCUUUGACCAGCACAGCUUCUCCAAGCCUCCCCUACAAGUUUAGAAAAAGCUGCCUUUGGGCCUCGACUACGCCAUCUUUCUUCUCCAAGCACAAGCCUGUGUCUCAUGGAGGAGAACAAAAGAUCUAGGCUGGGGUUGGGGUGCUGCAGGAGGCUGAGCUGCCGCUCUUGGCCCGCCUGCUGCUAGCAGGCUUGGGGGGCACCUUAAAAGUCGCCCCCCAACAACCAAAGGACGCGACUGAUCUGGGGCAUUGAUUCCCUUCUCGAGGGAGCCUGGUGCUUUUUUUGUUUGUGUCAGUGACUCCUUCCAGGAUUUCUAAACACAGACUUCAGGGUGCGAGAGGGCCCCUUCCAGUCCCCGAUCCUUAGGAGCUUUGGGGUUCUUGGGAGAUUGGGGGGCAUCAUUUGUUUCUUUGCAAAACCAGCUCUCAGAGCCACCGUGGGGCUGUGUCUGGCCUUCAUUCCCACAUUUGGAAUGCUGGACGGGGCGAGAACCCCCUGAAUCUUUGUUUCCACUUUACCUGUUCUUUUUCAGCGUUUUCUCCAUGCACUUUGAAUGAACCUAAAAGCCUUAAGUAGGCCAUUAGCCAUGGGCAGGAAGGUCUGUGGCCCUUUCCAUCUCCCUAGUGGGGCGCUGGGGACGCCACUGAGAAAGCCAUCUUUGUGGAGGGGGCCAUGGCUGGAUUCUGGGCCUUGGAGGGCUGCAGCCAAAAGGGCUUCCCAACACCAACCGCCAUCCUGGCCUGUUGGAUUCUCCCAGCGUUGGACCCUGGGAACAAAAGGUGCAUUUUUGUAUCUGGGCCCUCCGGGCAGCAGUGCUGCUUCUCUUUGUGGGGAGCCUUUUCUAGAGAGACCUUGCUCUGUCCAGGUCCUGCUGAGUCUGCCUUCUCCCUCACCCCUAGGGUCUUGGGCGCAUCGCUUCCUUUCUAGGCCUCUCUCCUCCUUAAAAUGAGCAAUCCGACUAGCAAGGCACCGGUGGAAGCCUGGCCACAUCAUCUAGCCCUGUGGGCCUCCGUUUCCUCAUCUGUAAAAUGUGGGGAUUGGACCGGAUGGCCCCUGAGGCCCCUCCUGGCUCAAGCUUGGCACAGGAAAGGCUGAGGCCAAGGGCAGGACCAGCUUCCAGGCACCAAACAGAGAGGAAGAGUGAAGACCCAAUCAUUAGUCUGUUUGCUGCCUCCCUUCAGGGAACAACCAGCCUUGAACCUAGACAGGAAAAACUGUCAAGCUGGGAAGGCCCGCCAUGCCCCAGGGAGACCCCAGCCCUCCCUCCUGCCAGAGAGGAUCUGCCCAGGACUGUACAUGCCUUCCCCGGCCUGCCUCCAGACCCCUAGGGCAGCCUCCCGUCCAGGAGCUCCCUCCCUCCCACCGUGGUGACGGGUGACCCUGGGGAGAAGCCCAGCGAUGAACCUGACGGGCAGGUUUUAUCCUAGCAGGAUGGAGGCCCCGAAGGAGCCCUUUCGGCUUUUUUCUUUUUAGAUUCCUCCCCUCCUCCCCUCAUGGCCAAGGUCAGGAUUUAGCGUGACGGAUGCUCCGCGUGUAAUCUGGAGGGGGCGGAUGGCUCUCCUCCCAGCCGCAGCCCAUCCUCCGGGCUCUGUUUUAUCAAGUUCCAUCUCCAGCCUGACCUUGGUGGCUGGAAGAGGAGCUUGUGUUCCUAAUCUUUUCUACUUUGACAUUAGAAAUACGACGGAGGGCCCAGUCACUGCCCUUAGCCCCCACUGCCUGGCCUUUACUGCCCGUCUCUAAGACUGGAGGUGAGGGCUUAAAAAGCGUGCGGACGCCUCCGACUCCCCCGAGUGCCCACAGUGCUGGGGACUUCCCAAGCUUCCGGCCUCCAGGCCAAAGACCUGAGUGCUGCUGGAGCUGGAAGGCACCCUCGCCCAGUCCAUCGACCCUCCCCUCUUUAUAGAUGAGAAAAGGAAGGCCCAGAGAGGAGCCGUGUCGGGCCUGAAGUCACACAUCCUGAACGUGGCUCUCUCAGGGCCCAGCCCCGAGCUCUCUCCUGGGUGCCUCAGCUCCAUCUGUACGAAUUCAGGCUAGAAGCGGGGUAGAGACCAUCUCUGGUGCCGGGGCUCCUCGCCUGGCGGGGAUCUGCCCAGUUGGUUUAUCUGUUUCAGUGGCUUUAUUUCAAGAGAAUCUUUGCCUUUGGAACCCUUCCUAGUUUACUGUAUGCAUUUAUUCAUGCCUUUAGAGUCAGCCCCCUCCCCAUCGCACCUCCCUUUGGUGACUGAGCCAGCCGGCCCUUUGGAUAGCAUGUUCUCAGCCCCACUGAAGUACCACCUGGCUAGGACAAGCCAUGGCCUCCAGGGCCCCUUUCUUAGUCUAAGAAUAUGAUUCUUACCUUUGAAGACUGAGGAGAAAGUCUUUGAUUUGGACUAGCCAGAAUUAAGGCAGUUUAAACCAGUCUGUAGGGUAGGAAUGAAACUGUUGGCUAAUGAGAACUUCCUCCUUCCUCCCUCCUUCUUUCCUUCCUCCCUCCCUUUCCUUUCUUCUUUCCUUCCUUCCUUCCUCUUCCCCUUCUUCCUUCUUCCCUUCCUUUCUUCCUCCCUCCCUUUCCUUUCCUCUUUCCCUCCUUCCUUCCUCUUUCCCUUCUUCCCUUCCUUUCUUCCCUCCCUCCCUUCCUUCCUCUCUCCCUCCCUUUCCUUUCCUCUUUUCCUCCCUCCUUCCUUCCUCUUUCCCUUCUUCCUCCCUCCCUUCCUUUCUUCCCACCUUCUUUGCUUCCUCUUUCCCUCCUUCCCUCCUUCCUUCCUCCUGUCCUUUCUCUCUGCCCUUCCUUUCCACCUAUCCAGGCUGUUGGCAGGUACGAUUCCAAAGACAAAGGGAACAGCACUUAGCAGGCACUAAGCACAGGGCUGGAAGGGGCGGAUCACGAGAGGGCUCCUGGUUGAGCUGCCUCUGCGGUCCAUCCCUUCCAUCUGUGAUGGUCUGCAGCCUCCUUGUCCAGCCUGCUUGUUCACUGAGGCAGGAACCGAGGCCAAAGUGAGCAACGUGCGCUUGCUGUCAGCAUCCUGACAGGAAAGCAGAGUAGGUCGCGGUUGGGUUUUGUUCUUUUUUCUGUCUGGCUUUUCUCAGGGCAUCCUCCCAGGACGAGGGUGUGCAUUCGAGGAGGAGAAGCUGCCUUAGAAUGAGAUCUGUCGGGGCCAGAAUCUUCUGCAUUCCCUCAGUGGCUUGUUAGCGUUCAGGGGCUUGAAGACUUUGCACCCGAACCCCCUCGGGGUCUUUUCUGUCAAUACCAAAUGCUGUGUGUCCCUGGACAGGGCUCUGGGAAUGGGAAAGAGGGCGGUCAAGUCACCCCGUCCCGGCCCGUUCGACCUGUUCCCUUCGCUCCCUUCCGAAGUAGUUCCCCUCGGUUGUACCCAGAAGGUUUUUAUAAUGUUUUUACAUGGAUUCCAGAAGCUUUAGUGACUUUCCCUCAGCGAGUUUCCUCAACUUUUUAAAAGAGUGUUUUGUAUCGACUUUUGUACCUUUAUUUUCACUAGAAUAAAGCAUGUGGAAAGAAA
This is a messenger RNA of Monodelphis domestica (gray short-tailed opossum), 4823 nucleotides long. RefSeq names its product MOB kinase activator 1A (gene MOB1A). The record is from RefSeq and is a predicted model, not a curated record. Lineage: Eukaryota; Metazoa; Chordata; Mammalia; Didelphimorphia; Didelphidae.